AUGUCGUACAGGAAGGGGUACUCGUGCACCGGAUCAGGAACGAACUCUCAGGGCAAUCACUACUGCACCCGUGACUACGGCUCCUCAGCCGCGAACUCCAACUCGUACCAUUACUCGAACUCAAACGGCAGCUACUACUACUCGAACCCCAACGGCUCGACUUACUACAACAAUGGCAGCGGCAGUGCCACCUACACCAGCCCGAGCGGCCGUACCUAUUACAAGCAAGGUUGA
Messenger RNA from Acanthamoeba castellanii str. Neff, 234 nucleotides. RefSeq lists its product as uncharacterized. The record is from RefSeq and is a predicted model, not a curated record. Lineage: Eukaryota; Discosea; Longamoebia; Acanthamoebidae. The transcript is spliced from 2 exons. Bases 1 to 234 code for a protein of 77 amino acids.